This is a messenger RNA of Larimichthys crocea (large yellow croaker), 565 nucleotides long. RefSeq names its product cubilin-like. The transcript has 5 exons. The record is from RefSeq and is a predicted model, not a curated record. Lineage: Eukaryota; Metazoa; Chordata; Actinopteri; Sciaenidae. Gene Ontology annotation, molecular function: calcium ion binding. The coding region runs from base 15 to 557 and encodes 180 amino acids.
CACAUCUCUUUUCUAUGGCUGAGACACUGCGACUCUCAUGGCUAUUCUUCAUACUCAUUUUCUUUCUGGUGGAGUUGCAUGGAGAGCCGAGGGACACAGCACAAAGACGAAACAAGAGGGACAAUAGCAAUGACCAGCCUCGCAUGCUGUCAGACAAUGGCCACCUUGUUUUCACAACUGGUAACAAUAAAGAGAUCCGCUUCCAGACAUCAGCAUCAGGCCGGGUUAAAGUGAAUAAUGAAGACCUUACCCAACUUUUAAAUCAGAUCAAAACCAACAAAGAUGACAUUGAUUUUAUAAAGUCUCAUGGAGGUGGAGUUCCCCCUGAUGUCACCAACCAACUAAACCAGCUGGAUACCAGGGUGUCAACACUUGAGAAUAAGGUGUCAGCCCUUGAAAUGACUGUGCAGAAGGUGUCUUGCAGCAGUAAUCCCUGUCAGAAUGGAGGAACAUGUCUAAACUUACUUAACGCAUAUCACUGUGUGUGUCCCAGCAAUUGGGCUGUGAGUUUAAUACUGUUAAAAGUUGGUAAAGUAUUGAUUGCGGGCAUUAAUUAAUACUAAUU